GAUUUUUUUUUCUUUGUGGGGCUGACAGGAAGCGAAGAGGAGCUGCUGCGGAGUGGCACCCACACUGGAAAUGACGGAUUAUCAACAAAGGUAAGGGCACCAUGUUUCUGAUAUUCCUGCUGGUGCUGCUGCUGCUGCUUCACUGUCACUGCAGGCCUGAUGUUUACAAAGCUGGAAACGGGAAGAUCUGUCUUUAAGAAAGGGAAAUUACCCUCUCCAAAGCAUCUUAUUAUUCCGCUUGCGCUGUUUGUGCUAUUCACAACCAGUUGCUGCCCUCUCUGUUUAACCCCUGAGGUGCUGCAAUUCCUUUACACGCCAAAUAUUUUCCCUAAAAUGGAGAAAAAAGACUCUUUUGCCGAGUCUGAGGCCUGCUGGCGACUGGUGUUGUAUAACCAGGUGGCUUCAGGCCAGGCAAGCUUGACUUUGAUGAUGAUGAUGAUGGUGAUGGUAAAGGGCCUGUGCUACAGCUGAGUCAUGUUUUUCUUGGAGGUAAAAAACAAAAAGAUCUCCGGCUACACGUUUUUCACUCUGCUGAUUGAUUUAUUCGGAUUAUUGUAAUUCAUUUUUGUGCUUUUAUUCUGAAGAAAUCGAUUUAUGCUGAUAUUGCGCACCGUGUCUUAGUUGUAUCUUUUCGCCUUUCUGCUUUUUUCCCCCCUCACAUUUUUUGAUGUAGCUUUAAACAAAUAUUCGCUAUGAUGCAUCCUCGUCCUGAUUUUGCACAAAACGCGGAGUCAAUAACCACCGCUGCUCUCUUUUAUCGAUUUAUUUUCUAUUUCCGGCGCCUCUGCAGGGUGUUCUGCGUCCUUUUUGAUGCUGGGAGUUUAUGGCGGAGGCCAUAACGUGACGGGAAAACACGGGAUUGCCUCUUUGUUAGUCAGUGUUUCUCCAAAUGUCCAGCAGCUGUCCAGCACCGGGCUGCAGGGACUGCGGCCUGGCGGAGAGGCGCCAAUCCAGCUAAAGAUUAAGAUUUGAUUUCAUCUCAAUUCUGAUCGAAAUAUUAAAAUAUAAAAUGUUUUCAAAGCAGACAUGACGCAAAUAGAAAAUCUGUGGGUCAAGGGCGCAAAAUCAAAGACAAGAGGCGGAUUAUUCAUUCCUGAUUAUUAUUAUUUUCCUCCCUCUAUGAAGCUCUAAUACAAUUUAUGCGUUUUAUACUCACGUUAGAAUACUUUUAAAAACUAACUGAACAGAAGGAAAUACCCAAUAAUUUAUUAUAAAUGCAUUUUCCUUUCUUUUUGAACGAAAUUCUGCAAACUUUACAUUUAGAAAAGCGACUUAGCUUCAGAAUGGAAGCAAAAUGUGUAUUUUAUUAAUUAUAACAAUCAAUCAAUACGAGUUAAAUGAUGGAUAGAGAAGAAAAACACAGAAGACUAAUAACAGUCGCGUUAAUUUCCCUCCUUGUUUGCUUUUAAAUACAAAUUAGUUGAUGGGUGAAAACAAAGAAACGAAAAGCAGGCUCCAGGCACCUGAGACGUCUUUCAACCCUUCAUACUUACCAGUUUUUUUUUCUAAGUGUGAAAUUGUUGUCCACUUCAUCAUGGUGUGUUAACGUGGUGAUGAUGAUGAUGAUGAUUAUGAUGAUCCUGAGUGCCGGCGCGUGUCCUCCCCGCUGCUCUCUGCACGUCUUCGUGGACUUCAGUCAGUCAGGGUUGAAUCAGGAUGAGGUCUCACCUUCGAAGAGUGAAAUAUAUGCAUCACUGACGCAGGUUUCUUGCGUCCAUGUGGAUCAGUUUGUGCUCGUUUUAAAGGGUUUACUGGCAGAAGAGUUUUAUUCCAGACUUUGUUGGCUUUAGUGAAUUAUUAAAGGAGAUGGAAGUGAAGGUUAGAGGCUGAGCGAGGCUGUGCGUAAAUGUUUUGCUUUUUUGCACCGUGUGUUUGUGUGUGACAGAGUGUGGGAGAGAGGGGGCUGGAUUGCAUGAAACAGGGGUUAUAUUUAGGCUUUUAAAAAAGUACAAAUAUAUUUCUAUGAGUCUUCGCGUCUGUGUGAGCGUGUGCGCGAGCGACAAGCUCGAGCGCUUCAUUUCGAUUCACCGGGGACUCCUGCGCGCAACAAGAGCCCCCCAUGGGUGCAAUAGUGCAAGCACAGACGGCGGUGAUUGGCCAGAGGUUGAUCAGAUGGUACACUUCCCCUCUGUAUUCAGUGGCACCUCACAACCCCCCCUUUCAGCAAAAACCAAAUCUCCGAUAAAGUAAUGGCAAAACCACUUGGACUAUAAAAGACAACAAAUCAUAUUCCUCCGGAGUAUAUACACCCCGUUGUCCACCCAAUGAGUUCCUAUUUUGUUAACUCAACUUUUCCCGUGUCUCUGCCGGGAGGACAGGACUCUCUCCUGGGUCAGAUACCGCUUUAUUCCUCGGGAUACACCGAUCCGUUAAGACACUACUCCAACGCGGCCACAUAUGGAGCAGCCAACAUGCAGGAGAAGGUUUACCCGGCGUCUUACUACCAGCAGACGGGUGCAGCGGCCGCGGCCAUCUACGGCCGGGCCGGCGGCGGAGCGCCCUGCGACUACAACCCGGUCGGGACUUUCUACAAGGACGCGGAGGGCUCGUGCGCUUUCUCGAGCCGCGAGGACCAGCCGCUGUUUGUCACUCAGGAGCAUCAGCAGCGCAAAGCGGAGUGCCCGGAGCAAGCUGUCAGCAUGAGCAGCAGCAUCGACGACAAGUCGUCCACGCUGAUCUACCCGUGGAUGCAGAGGAUGAACGCCUGCUCCGCCGGCCCGUUUGGCAGCAGCGGCCGCAGGGGCCGACAGACCUACACCCGCUACCAGACUCUGGAGCUGGAGAAGGAGUUCCACUUUAACCGCUACCUGACCAGGAGGCGCCGGAUAGAGAUCUCCCACGCCCUGUGCCUGACGGAGAGACAGAUCAAAAUCUGGUUUCAGAACCGCAGGAUGAAGUGGAAAAAGGAGAACAAACUCCUUAACCCCUCAAAGACGCCCGAAGAGGAGGAACAGGCGGAGAAAAAGAGCUAAAAGGACACUUAAAAUAAAAUAAAAUAAAAUAAAAGGCAUGUGUGUGUGUAUGUGCACACUCCUGACAUAAAAAAAACAAUGUAUUAUUCCUUUGUAGAUACAAAGUGCUGCCAAAUCACAUGUUAGAGACGUGUAGAGUUUAUUCCAGUAUCUGCACAGUGACUGUGUCCGCAUUAGGUUAAAAAUCAGAAACCAGGUCCUCCUCUGUUUGUCCUGUGUGUGCUCGUGCGUUUAUUUAGGGGACUAUGCAAAAAAACAAAAAAUAAAAAACAAAAACAAAUAAAAUCAAAUAAUAAUAAAAAAAAAAUCCGCCAAAAUGUAAAUAAUUUUUAGUGUUUGGUUCAUGUUGUUACCUCAUGAUCGUGUAGGCCUACUGAGUUCCUUUCUUUGUUUUAAUGUUGAUUUUACUUUGACAUUAAAAGAGGAGUUUUCGUCCUUUUAACUGUACAUCCUGUGGCUGUGGUCGCUCUGUGAUAGUCUGUAGGCUUGUUUUGUGCCAUUAAAAAAGAAGAAAAGAAAGAAAUUUGUACAGAUGUUACAUGUUAUUUAUUGUUGUCUUCGAUGCACAUCUGGAUAUUGUGUGCAAUAUUUUGUUUAGGAAAUUGUACAUAGAAAUAAAGGCUUUUUGAUGUAUAUUGGAAA
Molecule: messenger RNA, 3614 nt
Organism: Neolamprologus brichardi
Lineage: Eukaryota; Metazoa; Chordata; Actinopteri; Cichliformes; Cichlidae
Source: RefSeq, a predicted model, not a curated record